This is a messenger RNA of Linum tenue, 1837 nucleotides long. The record is from the annotation of a GenBank genome assembly. Lineage: Eukaryota; Viridiplantae; Streptophyta; Magnoliopsida; Malpighiales; Linaceae.
CGGCUGGCUCGUGUUCUGUGCAUCCACAUAGCUUCCAAUCCAAAGGUAGAUAGAUGUGCUUUCUUCUACAAAAUAAAAAAAAAAAAUUGAAACAAAGAGGGGAAGAUUCUGAUUAGAUUCGGGUUCCUCUUUUUCCCUUUCGUAGCCUCCCCGGCGGCGAACGAAUUGAUCCCUCCUUCCGUCCCCGCCAAUUGUUUCCCGCUUUCGGCUGCCACCAAUAUGUCUCUGCAGCUCCAGAAUCAAUUGCUAGAGUUGGAAGCUCCCACUGAUGUAUCUCAGGAAGCUGAAGCAGCUGCCGAGACAGGUUCAAUUUAUGCUCUCUGCGAUAAUAACUUCUUCUGUCGGUUGUGGAGAUAUCAGAUUGCUGGCAGUCCAUCGACUGAAGACUGUGACCAAAUCAGGCAAAUUGAAGAACUGCACGAAUACCUUGACAUGGUAGAAGAGAUGGUGAGACCAGGUUGCCCACAGGAGAUGUUGAAAGUGGCUUUAGAUUCCAUAUCCUCACUUUCAAAAACCCUAGCACUCAUAUCUUCUUCCUCUGCCCAUGGUAAACUACUACUUGCGUCCCUCUAAAGUACAUUUUGUUGUAGCUUGAACCCAGGAUCAGCUUUGCGUUGAUCCGAAAUGCCCGAAAAGGGAUUGGAGCCAUGUUAGAGCUUCGGCAAACUGUUUCUGUGUAGUCUUACCACUGUACAUUGUCGUGUAGAAGUAUACAUGUUGUAAGCUGCUAUUUUGUUGUCUGUAAUGUUUGCUCAGUAGUCAUGCUUGUCCUUAAUAAAGUCAUCUUAUUUAUUCCAUUACUCCAGACAAUACAAUGGAGCUUUCCAAAAAAAGAAAAAAUGAAAUAAAGAACAUCUAUUCAUCAAUAUUCAGAUCUACCAUUAUAAGGAAUGCGUUGAAAUUGAAUGUUUAGAGCCAAACAGAUUGUUGUUGACUGGGUAAUUGAUGCUCAGCCGAAGAUGGACCUGGUUUUAUCGUGGUUGCGGUUGAUUGAAGAGAGCACAGAGAGGACCGCCAUGCAAACGAAAGCCAAGAAAAGCAACGCGGUGGCUAAGAUCCCCAUGUUGAGGAAUUUGUCGUAGCUCUCCCUGGAAUCACGCAGCCCUGCUUCGUGUGCAUCUUCAAGCGCCUUCAUCAUCUUAUCCAGGUUCACCUUCAGAUCCGCGCACACCAGAAACCCGGCUCCAAUUCCAGUGGCCAGAAGAUAGCUCACGAGCUCGUCGCCGUAAAAAUUGAACUCCGGCAUGCAGUCAUUUCGGGACAGCCUCUUUCCCGUGGCAACGUGGUAGAUUGCGAAAGGGAGCUGGCAAACUGUGUAGAGCGCUCCGAUAAUAGCAACAGCAAGCAAGUACCUGCAUUGUAGAAAAAAAUUAUGGUUACAUUAAUAUGGUCUGCAAGAAAAAUGACCAUGUGGGGAAACCGUAAAUGUUCUUUACUUGAGAGUGAUGAGGUCUUUGAAAGUGAUCUUGGUGGGAUUGAACUCGUCGAGGGUGAAGUUCCGGAAAUCGACGCUGACUUUAACGGUGUUGAAGACCAGAACAAGAACAGAGGCUGCCAGGAUGAACAGAGUGCUGAGCCUCAGAACCAUGACCACCGUCCAUUGGCGUUGUGAAGCCAUUUUUUGGUUUUGAAAGAUUGGUGUAUGAUGUAAUCUUCUUACUGCUCUCUCCCUCACAACUGGGUAUUUUGACUUCUUUAUGUUCCUGUUUAGUUACAUUGGUACGAUGGCUAGCUUUUAUACAGAUCCCUGUCGUUUGGCCUUUGCAAAUGUAGGCCAUUGCGGAGCUGUCGUUUUUGGAUUCGUAUGUUUGGGAGAUUUCGAAGGAGACAUAUGAGA